Pseudozyma hubeiensis SY62 is the source of this 3291-nucleotide messenger RNA. RefSeq lists its product as hypothetical. Gene Ontology annotation, molecular function: small GTPase binding; nuclear import signal receptor activity. Bases 1 to 3291 code for a protein of 1096 amino acids. Gene Ontology annotation, biological process: protein import into nucleus. Gene Ontology annotation, cellular component: nucleus; cytoplasm. Lineage: Eukaryota; Fungi; Basidiomycota; Ustilaginomycetes; Ustilaginales; Ustilaginaceae. The transcript has 2 exons. The record is from RefSeq and is a predicted model, not a curated record.
AUGCUGUUCGAAGCGCAUCUCAAACAGAUCCUUACUGACCGCAGAGCACCUUCUUUUCCGCAACUGCAGCCCUCUUUCGUACAAGGGCUUCACGAGCUCUUGAAGCAGAGCAACGUACCCGACACCAACACCGUCAAAGCAGCAACCGAAUCCCUCCAGAACAACUACUACAAGAACCCACAAUGCAUCCCUGCACUGUUUGAGAUCCUCGCCACCUCUCCCGACCUUGCUGUCCGUCAGCUUGCCGCCGUCGAAUUGAGAAAGCGCCUGGCAAAGAGCGGAGGCAAGGUUUGGACAAAACAGUCCGUUCAGGUCCGUGACGGUAUCAAGGCAAAGCUUCUCGAGGUCGUCACCAAUGAACAGGCCGCUGCCGUCCGAAGUGCAAUUGCGCGUGUCAUCUCCGAGAUCGCAAAGCGCGAGCUCCCCGCCGGUUCCUGGCCCGCACUGCUUCCCUUCCUCUUCCAGGCCGCCGACUCUCCCAACGCGACCCACCGACAGAUCUCGCUCUUUGUCUUCUACACUGUCCUAGAGACCUUUGUCGACGGCGGUGAGGCUCUCGACAAGCACCUUCCCCAGAUCAUGCAGCUCUUUGCCAAGAGCUUGCAAGACCCGGAAUCGCUCGAGGUCCGCGUCACCACCGUCCGUGCCCUCGGCAAGGUUGCGCAGAACCUCGAGAGCGACGCUUCCGCCGACCUUGCUGCCAUGCAGUCCGCCGUGCCCCAGAUGGUCGGCGUCCUCAACCAGUGUCUCGAGCAGAGUAACCAGGACGGUGUUCGUCAAAUCCUCGACGUUCUCGAGGAGAUCUGCAUGCUCGAGGUCCCCAUCAUUUCGAACCACAUUGCAGAGCUCAUCGACUUCUUCCUUGCCAACGGUGCCAACCAGGAGCACGAGGAGGACCUCCGUCUCAUGUGCCUCAACUCGCUCAUCUGGAUCUGCUCCUACAAGCGCUCCAAGGUGCAGAGCCUUGGUCUUGCCAAGCACAUGAUCGUGCGUCUCAUGCCCAUCGCCGUCGAAGAGGACUCGGACGAUGUCGACGAGGACUCGCCCUCGCGUCUUGCCCUCCGUGUCAUCGACGGCCUCGCCACCGAGUUGCCUCCUAGCCACGUCUUCCCGCCUCUUCUCGAGCAGAUGCAGGCCUACAUGGGCAACCAGGACCCACACCACCGCAAAGCCGCCAUGAUGGCCUUUGGUGUCUCGGUCGAGGGCUGCUCCGAGUACAUUCGCCCGCACAUGAACGACCUCUGGCCCUUUGUCGAGGCUGGUCUCAAGGAUCACGAGGCUGUCGUGCGCAAGGCUGCCUGCGUUGCUCUCGGCUGCCUCUGCGAGAUGCUCGAGGAGGAAUGCGCUGCCAAGCACGCGACCUUGCUGCCCGUAAUCAUGGAGCUCGUCAACGACCCUGCCACUCAGCGAUCCGCCUGCACUGCUCUCGACUCGCUUCUCGAGGUCAUGGGCUCCGACAUCUCCCAAUACCUGCCCGCCAUCAUGGAGCGUCUUGCUGGUCUCCUCGAGACUGCCCCCAUCCCCGUCAAGGCUACCGUCACCGGUGCCAUCGGAAGUGCCGCUCACGCAUCCAAGGAGGGUUUCCUGCCGUACUUUGACCAGACCAUGCAGCGCAUCAAGCCUUUCCUCACUCUCACCGAGGAGGGCGAUGCCAUGGACCUCCGCGGAAUCACCACCGACACGGUCGGCACCUUCGCCGAGGCCGUCGGCAAGGAAGCUUUCCGCCCCUAUUUCCAGGACUUGAUGAAGCUCGCUUUCGAGGGCAUGGACCUCAACAACCCGCGUCUGCGCGAGUGCAGCUUCAUCUUCUUCGCCGUCAUGUCCCGCGUCUUUGGCGAGGAGUUCACCCCCUUCCUCCAGCACGUCGUGCCCAGGCUCAUCCAGUCGUGCCAGCAGUCGGAGCACGACCCCGUUCCCGGCGCUUCCGGUGACGGCACCAUCAACGGCAUCGGCAUCCCGGGUAUCAGUGCCGGUGGCGACGACGAUGAUGACGAUGGCUUUGUCGACAUCGACGAGCUCAACGACGCCUUCCUCAACGUCAACUCGGCCAUCGCUAUCGAGAAGGAGGUCGCUGCCGAUUCGCUUGGCGAGAUCUUUGCUCACACAAAGUCCGGCUUCCUCCCCUUCCUCCAGGAGUCGGUCGAGCAGCUCGUCAUCCUGCUCGAGCACUUCUACCAGGGCAUCCGCAAGAGUGCAGUCUCAGCCCUUUUCACCUAUAUCAACACGCUCAACGAGCUCAGCAACCCCCAGCCAUGGCAGGCCGGUGUCCACGUCAAGGUUCCCCUCAACGCCGACGUGCAGAAGCUCGUCAACGCUGUCAUCCCCGCCGUCAUGGAGAUGUGGGAGAGCGAAGAUGAUCGAACUGCUGCUAUCGAGGUCUGCCAGUCGCUGGCCGAGUGCCUUAACAAGAACGGCCCCGCCAUUAUUGCGCCCGACCACCUCGACACGGUAUGCACCUACACCAUCAUGAUCCUCGAGAAGAAGAGCCCACCUCAACUCGACUCGGAGAUCCCAGAGGAGGAAAACGAGGAGGCAUCCGAGUACGAGUCGGUCCUCGUCUCGGCUGCUUCCGACCUGGUAGGUGCCAUGGCCAACGUGCUCGGCGCCGACUUCACCGAUCCUUUGAAGCAGUUCAUGCCUCAGAUCAUGAAGUACUACACACCAGGACGUUCAAUGAGCGACCGCUCCACGGCCAUCGGCUCGCUGGGCGAGAUCAUCACUGGAAUGAAGGGCGCCAUCACUCCCUUCACGCAAGACAUCCUUUCGUUGCUCUCGCGCGCGCUUUCGGACGAGGAGGCCUCGGUUCGAUCAAACGCCGUGUUUGCCUCGGGUGUGUUGAUCGAGAACACGCAGACCGACCUGAGCCCGCACUUCCCCCAGCUGCUCAACGCUAUCCGACCCUUCUUUGAGAAGAGCCAGAACGAGUCGGACGAGGUGCAGACCGCACGCGACAAUGCCUGCGGCUGCCUGUCGAGGAUGAUCAUCAAGAACGCCGAUGCGGUUCCCCUGGACCAGGCUCUGCCCAUUUUGUUCUCGUCGUUGCCGCUGCAGAAGGACAUGGCCGAGUGGUCCCCCGUUCUGCGCUGCAUGAUCGACCUGAUCCAGGCCAACAACGCGGUAGCGUCGCAGAACAUCGACACCAUCCUCCAGCUGUUUGCCCACGUGCUGGCAGGCGACGAGGACAACCUCGGAGCGCUGUUGCGCGGCCAGGUGUGCGGAUUUGUGAGCCAGCUCAACACGCAGAUCCCCGACAAGGUGCAGGCUGCCGGUCUGCAACAGUACCUCGUAUAA